Molecule: messenger RNA, 957 nt
Organism: Aspergillus versicolor CBS 583.65
Lineage: Eukaryota; Fungi; Ascomycota; Eurotiomycetes; Eurotiales; Aspergillaceae
Exons: 4
Coding region: 76-540 (154 amino acids)
Cellular component (GO): mitochondrion
Source: RefSeq, a predicted model, not a curated record
CUUCAUCCCAAGACUAAUUGAGCCAUUCGUUCCUCCCCUCCCUACGCCGCAACUUUCUAUCCAAAGCAGCAGAAUAUGCUUGCUCAACGCAUUCUAUCGCGGCGCCUGCCCCAGGCUGCCCUUCGCUCUACCACAUUCCGCGCCUCAUUUUCACAAAUUCACUCACUGAAAGCCGCUGAAAGCGAUGAUCCUCUGCAGAAUGGUGGCUACCAGAACCCUCCCCGAGUGAAGCGUGCACACAGAGACCCGUACGGCGGUUGGUGGGAUCAGCAAGAGAGGAGAAACUUCGGCGAACCGGUCCACGAAGAGAACGAAGUCUUGGGAGUUUUCAGUCCCGAGCAAUAUACCCAUGUAACCUCUCGCAAAGCCUUUUUCCAAGUCGGCGGCUUCGUCGCGGCGUUUCUAGGGCUCUGCGGCGUCGUGAGCCUCUUCUAUCCUGACAGACCGAGCGCUCCUAAAACCUACCCUGAUGGGCUGGAGAAGGAACUUGGGGGACGGAGUGCUGUCCCGGCUCGCAAAGCUGGCGAAGAGUCUUUGUGAUGAUAUCUUCUCAUGUGUAAAUACAUACAAUGCGAUUUGUUCCGGCGUCUAUCGAGUAUCGGGUUAUUGAAAUGGGAGCCUACCUUGCCACUGGGAAUAUACCUCGGCCUAUAUCCUUGUACCGCUGAAGAUGGCUACGGGGUGCGUAACUGAGGAUAAUGGGUCAGUGGUAAUAGAGAAGACUGCUUGGAGGGUAACUUAACUGUUAUCCAUCUGAGAACCGCUACCAUGAUUGUUUGGUCUGCAUACAAGAAAGUACAGACCCAGAAACCAUGCAGAAAGGCUCCCUAACCGCUAAAUUUAAAUAGAUGUAACAUAAACUUCUUUUUUUAUAUAUCAAAGUAGUGCUUUUUUUUAAAUAGGAUUGUUUCUGAUAUUCGAGCGCGGCGCUUAUGCCUGUUUAUUUUUAAUGUUGGG